AUGGCGCAAAUCUUUGUCUUCGGUGACCAAACGGUCCGUGUGGACUCUAGCUUGCAAGAGUUACUGUAUUCCUGUCCCAAUACCACGCUGUCUGGGUUUCUAUCAGACAGUUACCAGGCCGUAAGAAACGAGAUAUCUCGUCUUCCAGCGAUCGAAAGGGGGUCGAUUCCUCAACCUGAGACCCUUGCGCUUCUUCUCGAUGCUUCUAGGAAAGGGAAGCGACAUCCUGCAUGGGACAGUGCGCUACUGUGUCUCUAUGAAAUUGGAGAGUAUAUCAGCCUCCAACUCGCUGGACCUCGGGAAGACUCUCAAAGCACCGACCAUGAGAGCCGCGUCUUAACUGGACUGUGCACUGGAUCUCUCGCAGCCGCCGCUAUCAGCUGCUCUCAAUCGGUCAUUGACUUGGCUCGACUAGGCAUUGAGUCGGUGGUUGUGGCCUUUUGGGUUGGGAUGCAUGCAUCUCGCAAAGCCAAAGUCUUGGCCUCUUCGAAUAAACCAUGGGCUAUGACAAUAGCCGGAGUCACUUUGACAGAGUUUGAGAAGGACAUUCAGCCGUCUUGGAAAGCCUUGAGACUGUCAGUCACAAUGACACCCUAUCUAAGUGCUGUCAGCUCUCACUCGGUCACUAUCAGUGGUCCACCGCACAUUCUUGAGGCUUUGCAGAGUUUUCCAACCUUGGAAGGGAAGAAGACAUACCUCUUACCAAUAUACGCACCGUAUCAUGCCCCACAUCUGUAUGUUGCCGAUGACGUUGAGGCAGUCAUAAGUUCAAUCUCUCGAAAGCUCUCAAUCGACAUCGUGCAGCAGAUCCCAAUCAUCUCCAGUGCAACAGGAAAGUUUCAGACGAAACAAAAUUUCGGAGUUCUUAUUCGCAGUCUGGUCCGAGAGAUUCUAUCCGAACAAGUACGGCUGGACCGACUGCUUGAUGGGAUAGCAGGGGGGACUUCCGGGAAGCCUGGUUCCUUGAUACCGAUCCACACACACGUUGGGUCAAGCAUGGUAUCAGCUUUGCAACAGAAAGGGGUCACCAUGAUCUGCAUAAACAAAAUUUCCUCCAAAGCAGAUACAUCUUCCACUAGUCACGAUGACUCGUCAAAGAUCGCAAUUAUUGGGUUCAGUGGCCGUUUCCCCGAAGCCGAAAAUUUGGACGAAUUCUGGAAAGUGCUGGAGCAGGGCCUUGACGUUCAUAAACCAAUUCCUCCGGACCGGUUUGAUGGGCAAGCACAUUAUGAUCCGACGCUUCAGAGAAAGAACACCAGUCGUAUCUUACAUGGCUGUUGGAUUCGCAACCCGGGGCAUUUUGAUGCACGCUUCUUCCAUUUCUCCCCUCGAGAAGCUAGUCAAGCUGAUCCAGCGCAAAGACUUGCCCUCUUGACGGCAUAUGAAGCAAUUGAAAUGGCUGGUUUGGUGCCCGAUCGAACAGCAUCAACUCAACGCCAUCGUGUUGGCGUCUACUACGGUACCACAAGCGAUGACUGGCGGGAGGUCAACAGUGGUCAGGACGUCGAUACCUACUUCAUCCCCGGAGGAAAUCGCGCCUUUAUUCCUGGUCGUCUUAACUACUUCUUCAAAUUCAGUGGACCUAGUGUCUCUGUGGAUACCGCCUGCUCUUCGAGUUUAGCGGCUAUCAACGUUGCGUGCACUGCUCUACUGAACCGAGAAUGCGACACAGCCCUUGCCGGAGGCACGAAUGUGAUGACCAACCCCGAUAAUUUUGCGGGCUUAGACCGAGGUCAUUUCCUGUCGACCACGGGCAAUUGCAAGACAUUCGAUGAUGGUGCAGAUGGAUACUGUCGUGCGGAUGGUGUGGGAUCUGUUGUCCUGAAGCGUCUCUCCGACGCGAUUGCUGACAAGGACCCUAUUUUUGGUGUGAUUCGAGGCACCCACACAUCGCACUCGGCAGAAGCUGUCUCUAUAACUCGGCCAUUGGCUGAUGCACAAGAAUACCUAUUUCGACAAAUUCUGAGCGAGACGGGCAUACAUCCGCAUGAGAUCAGCUAUAUCGAGAUGCACGGCACAGGCACUCAAGCUGGGGACGCCGUGGAAAUGAAGUCUGUUCUUGACACUUUCGCAUGGGACAAGAGUCGCCCACUUGGAAUGCCCUUGCACCUUGGCUCAGUCAAGUCCAAUGUUGGCCAUGGUGAAUCGGCCUCUGGAGUUACGGCACUGAUCAAAGUGUUGCUCAUGUUCCAGAAAAACCGCAUCCCUCCACACUGCGGUAUCAAGACGAAGAUUAAUCAUGGUUUCCCUACCGAUCUCAAUGAGCGCAAUGUCCAUAUUGCUUUGAAGGAGAAGGAGUGGCCAUUCUCGAAAAAGGCUAUCCGUCGAGCAUUUGUCAACAACUUCUCAGCCGCCGGUGGUAAUACUGCUGUCUUGGUGGAAGAAGCCGCCGCUGUAGACAGUUCUGACGAAAAAGACCCACGCAAACAUCAUGUUGUGGCCAUUUCUGCUCGAUCGUCAAAGUCUCUGAAGCAGAAUCUGCUGGCUCUUGCAGACUUCAUUGGCUCUGAAACACGUGCAGAGGUUUUAGCACAACUAUCUUAUACAACAACUGCCCGGCGAAUGCACCACUCCAGACGUGUCGCUGUUUCCGGUAGCGAAUUGUCUCAGAUCAAGCGCCGUCUUCUAGACCUUGCAUCUGAAGAUAUCAACCCAAACUCCUCAAAGCCACUUGGUGCAGGCUUUCUACUCACGGGCCAGGGGGCACAGCAAACGGCAAUGGCGCAGCAAUUGUACCAACACAUCUUCUCUUUCCGGACGGAUAUCAACAAUUUCGAUGCCCUUAGCAAGGCUCACGGAUUCCCCUCUUCUCUUCCUUUAAUCACAGGUUCGAUCAGGAUCGAAGAUUUGUCACCGACUAUCAUCCAGCUUGGUACUGUCAUGAUCCAGAUGGCCUUAGCACGGCUCUGGCAGAGCUGGGGCAUUGUACCACAGUAUGUGCUGGGUCAUAGCCUUGGAGAAUUUGCAGCCAUUCAAGUUGCUGGUAUCUUGAGCGUAAGCGACACCAUCUAUUUGACCGGUUCGCGGGCACAGCUUUUGGAGACCCUUUGUACCCCUGGAUCUCAUGGAAUGCUCGCUGUCAAAAGCUCGGUGUCCCACCUACAGAAGAUUCUCCAGAAUCUACCCCAUGAAGUGGCCUGCAUCAAUGGACCGCAGGACACAGUUCUCAGUGGUUCAAACCUUGAGAUUGACAAAAUUUGCCAAAGACUAUCUGAAGCUGGACUUCAAAGUACCAAGCUUACCCUUCCGUUUGCAUUCCACUCUUGCCAGGUUGAUCCAGUGCUCGACGGUCUAGAAGAGAUUGCUGAGCAGCUGUCUUUUCAGCAGCCCAAGAUUCCCUUUGUGUCAACCUUACUAGGAAAGGUCAUCCAAGAACAAGGAGUUGUCGACUCCGAAUACAUUCGGCGGCAUUGUCGCGAGACUGUCCGCUUCCUUCAGGCCGUUGAGUCCGCCAAAUCUAUCGGUGUCAUUGACACGAAGGGAUUUGCAGUCGAGCUUGGUACUCAUCCAAUUCUUACGCGAAUGAUUCAGAAUAUAAUGACUCCGGACUUCCGAGCUUGUCCAUCUCUGAGACGCAAUGAGGAUGCUUUCAAGACCCUUUCAGAGUCGUUGAGCGUUUUGCACUCCGGUGGGAUACACAUCAACUGGGAUGAAUAUCAUCGCGAUUUCUCAAUGAGCCACCGAGUAAUCGCGCUUCCUUCGUACAAAUGGGACCUUGAGAACUACUGGAUCCAAUACAGGAAUAAUUUUUGUCUCACGAAAGGCAGCUCAGAGGCGACCAUCUCGCUGGAUCGGCCAAGUCCGGCUUCUUCCCGAAUCAGCGCGUCGGUGCAGAGAAUUAUUGAGGAGAAGAUAACGGAUCAAACUGCACACAUUGUCAUCGAAUCCGACUUCCAUGACCCAGAACUUCUGCCAGUCGCUCUGGGUCACAAGGUCAAUGGGCUCAUUUUGUGCCCAUCGUCCCUUUAUGCUGAUGUUGCCUAUACUUUGGCAAUGUAUCUCGCCGAGAAACGAGGGGGUGACCAACAACUUGCUCCCGACGUGGCAGACAUGGCUGUGGAAAAAGCCCUUGUUAUUAAGGAGAACGGCCCGCAAUCCUUCCGAGCUGUUUUGGAUUUUGACUGGAGCACCCAUCGCGGAAUAAUGGAAAUCUACAGCAUCGACAUCUCUGGCAAGCGGACUAUUGAUCACUGCCGUUGCACGAUCGAUCUGCAAGAUCCCAGAAUAUGGCGAGAGACAUGGCUACGACAGCAGUAUCUCAUCCAACGCAGUAUUGACACACUUCGGAAAGGUGUUGACACGGGAUCAGUGCACAAAGUGCACCAAGGUCUUGCUUAUCGCCUAUUUUCAUCCGUUGUUGAAUAUGAUUCUUCCUAUCGGGGUAUGCAGGAGGUCAUAUUUGACAGCGCCGAGCUGGAGGCAACAGCCAAAGUGUGCCUUCAACAAAGUCAAGGAGAGUACAAGUUGAACCCCUUCUGGUGCGAUAGCUUUGGGCACCUGACAGGCUUUGUCAUGAAUUCAAACGACACUCUCAAUUCCAAUGACUUUGUCUUCGUCAACCACGGCUGGAGCUUCAUGCGUGUUUCGGAAAGGUUCUCGGUCGAUCGCGUUUACCAAACUUAUGUCAAGAUGCAGCCUGUCAUCGACAAGGAGAACUUGUUCUCGGGAGACGUUUUUGUUCUUUCUGAUCAAGUCAUCGUGGCUCAUUAUGGUGCCGUCACUUUCCAGCGCGUUGCCCGUCGAAUCCUGGAAAUGUUGCUGCCAGCACCAAAACCGACUCUGCCUAGUUCCCGUGCAAGCCCAAAGACGUUCUCUGCCCCCAAGGCAAGCGCGAGACCCGAGACGCGGAGCAAAAAGAUAGAGGAUUCUAUGCCUACAGUCUGGGACAAAGUCCUCCAAGUAAUUGCAGACGAGAGUGGAAUUUCACUCGACCAGCUCACUGACGACGUGGAAUUCGCUAGCAUGGGGGUAGACUCUCUCAUGUCACUGACAAUUCUUGGAACAUUGCGUGAGUCCUUGCAUCUUGAUGCACCUCCAUCACUGUUCGAGGAUUGUACAACUGUGCUCUCUUUGCGCAAAUAUCUGGGACUUUCUCUUUCUGCAGACAGUUGUGAUUCCGCCAGUGUCACAUCAAGUGAAAACGACACGACUGCCACCUCUCCCCUUGCAAGUGAUGAAGAACCGAUGCCUGAUUCUGGGGUCAAUAGCCUUGAUACUACUGUGGAAUUGAUUCUUUCAGUGUUGGCCCAGGAGGUUGGCAUCAGUACUAAGGAAUUGGCCAAGGUUGACGAUUUUGCUGAAGUAGGAGUAGAUUCUCUGCUAUCAUUACUGACACUGGGUCGUCUACGCGAGGAAAUGGGCUUGGAUCUGUCUCCUGAUUUCUUCAUGGAAUGCACCAACGCUGCUGCUGCGAGGAAGGCUCUCCAAAUUACCCUGGGAGUACCGGACAAGAUCCCUGCUCAAUUCAGUGCUGCCUCUGAGAUCACCCUCGUUCAAAACCAUCCAUCGGCGACAUCAAUUCUCCUACAGGGUCGAUCCUCCUGCUCACAGACGCUUUUCCUCUUCCCCGAUGGAUCCGGCUCUUCAACUUCAUACGCCUCGCUCCCCAACAUCGCUCCCGGACUACGUGUCUAUGGGCUGAACUGCCCCUACAUGCGCAAACCACAAGAUCUGAAAUGCGCUUUGCAAGAUCUGACACCUUCAUACGUUGCUGAAAUCCGCCGCCGUCAGUCCACGGGCCCCUAUAAUCUAGCAGGGUGGUCUGCCGGCGGAAUCGCCGCUUACGACGCGGCUCAAUACCUUGUCCAACAAGGCGAAGUCGUUGAGCGACUUAUUCUCCUGGACUCACCCAAUCCAAUUGGCCUCGACAAGCUCCCGCCACGUUUUUACCACUUCCUUGAAAAGGCAGGGGUUUUUGGCGCACAUGGUGGACAGACUCCUCCCACGUGGCUGAUCCAGCAUUUCCUCGCUUUCAUCGAUGCCCUGGACGCCUGGCGCCCGAUUCCGUUUAAGCCGGCUUCCGCCGUGCCCCGAACCACUAUAAUCUGGGCCCGGGAUGGGGUUUGCAAGUUGCCUAGUGACCCUCGGCCUGAGCCGGAAAGUGAUGAUCCGAAGGAAAUGGGGUGGCUGCUGGAGAAUCGCACAGACUUGGGGCCAAAUGGAUGGGACCAGCUUGUUGGGCAGGCCAUACGGAUCGAAAGCAUCGAGAAUGCCAACCAUUUCACGAUGGUUCGGGAGCCUGCAGCGACAAAGCUUUCGGAGAUCAUUGGCAAAGUCAUGUCGGAUUGAUUGGUCAUAUGUUAUUCUGGCAAGGGAAUGAAGGAGAACAAGGAUUACACGAGGGCCGAU
Molecule: messenger RNA, 6348 nt
Organism: Penicillium brasilianum
Lineage: Eukaryota; Fungi; Ascomycota; Eurotiomycetes; Eurotiales; Aspergillaceae
Source: the annotation of a GenBank genome assembly